CGUCACCUCGCGCAGUACGGAACUACGUCGGUCGGACGCUGUCGCUCUGUUGUGGUUAAUGAUCUAUGCUAAUAAUACGUAGCUAACGCAUCGCAGUUGUUCACAGCUUUUUAAAGCGUAGGAUUUCCCACGGUGACCCCUUCACGUUUGUACGCGGCGUUUGUGAGGUAUAGAAGCCGCCUCGCGUUUCCGUCCGCUCGGUGUUUGUCGGUGAACGAUCCUCCGUUAGCCGUUAGCCUGCGAGGCUAGUCGAGCUCCACGAUGGAGGGCAGCGCCAGCGUCAGGAGAGCCCUGUGCGGGACCCUCGUCCCCGCGGCGGUGACAACGAUGGCUAUCCGGCAGCAGCCAGAUAAUAAAGACACGGGGAGGCCGCACAGAAAGGUCCUCGACGAAGAGCAGUACAUCGAGAGUUUGGAGAAGAUCAUCCAGAGGGACUUCUUCCCCGAUGUGACCAAAUUGCAAGCGCAGAAGGACUAUCUGCACGCAGAGGAAUGUGGAGACCUGGAGAGAAUGAGGGAGAUAUCCAUCCGAUAUGGAUCAUCUGUGACAAAAUCUACACCAAGAUCUUCUGCCCCAUAUGUGACUCCAGCCAGCUUUGAGACACCAGUGGGCUACGCGGCGUCUCCCUCCUCCAUUCGUGGCAGUAAAGGUUUAGAUGGAGAAAGCAUCGAUGGUGACAAGGAAGAAAAAGAGCUUCCCCCCCUGGAUCGAUUCCUGGCUAAAAAUACCAGUGAGGAUAAUGAAUCGUUUGAACAGAUAAUGGAUCUGGCUAAAGACAAGGAGAAAGUGAAGCAUGCCUGGUUAUAUGAGGCUGAGGCUGAAUACAAACAGCGCCACGAGGAGAACCUUGCCUUACCAUCCAUGGAGAAAGCCGCACUAGAAUGUGUCAAAGCUGGACUGGAAACAUGGGAGUACAAAGCAAAAAAUGCCUUGAUGUAUUAUCCAGAAGGUGUUAAAGAUGACGAUGCUUUGUUUAAAAAACCACGGGAGGUAGUUCACAAGAAUACACGUUUUGUCGUCGACCCAUUCAGCAAAGCUCUCAACAAAAGCCAGAUUCAACAGGCUGCAGCUCUGAAUGCACAGUUCAAACAAGGUAAAGUGGGCCCUGAUGGGAAAGAGCUCAUCCCACAUGAAUCCCCAUCAGUGAAUGGAUAUGGUUUUGAGAGAACGCCUUCCCCUGCACCUGGUGUAUGCGACUCACCUCUGAUGACAUGGGGUGAGAUCGAGAGUACACCCUUUCGUCUGGAUGGAUCGGACUCACCAUAUGUUGAGAGGAAUCACGGUCCGUCAUUUAAGAUUCCAGAACCUGGGCGGCGAGAGAGGCUGGGUAUAAAGAUGGCGAAUGAAGCUGCUGCUAAAAACCGUGCAAAGAAAAAGGAGGCAUUUCGAAAGGUCACAGAGAACCUUGCAAGUCUUACACCUAAAGGUCUGAGCCCAGCCCUCACCCCCGCCCUGCAGAGGCUCGUCAAUCUGACGUCUAGCAAAAACACGGACAAAGCGCUAAGAGCAAGUUACACCCCAUCUCCCUCACAUAGAGCCCCUGUGUCUCCCUUUGGUGGAUCUACUCCAACAGGAACACCGACACCAGACAAAGCCAAGACACCAGGCUCUCAAGACGUUGCAUCACUCACAGACAAUCUGCUGCAACUUCCCAAGAGACGGAAAGCCUCAGACUUUUUCUAACGAGGAGAGGCUUCUCUCUGUUGGGAUAUUAUAAGACGUUGUAUUGUGGAAAAGUUUAUAAGAAACUAUCCACGCCAAUUUUUUCUGUGAUUUAAGAGCACAUCUUUCGACUGGAUGGCUCGAUAAAGAAAUGUACAGUGGACCGAUGUAUUUUUGAGGAUUUAUUUGUUUCAUGUUUGCACAGAUGGGUUGCUGUAGAUCCCCAGUGAAAUAUGCUUUCCAAAUUCUAUGGAAUUAUUUGUUUGUUAUAUUAUAUUUUCUUUUGGUCUCAAAUAUAAAGUUUCCUGUUCAGCAAUUUCUUCCACUUACGAACCAGCACAUCCUGAACUGAUAUUUUUAUAUAAUUAUAGCCCAUCAUUUUUUUGGGAGAAUUUCAUGUGGAUUUUAACACAUUUUACACAAUAGUCUUUUGCCCGGUUCUUCAUACAUGUAGCCAUGGCAUUUUAGUGUCUCCCUUCAAAUGUAAAGGUGUUUUCAUGCCUGUGAGCAUUGAAGCUACAUCCAGAAAUAUUCAAACAUGUACUCAAGUCUGUUUAUUUGGAGUAUCUGAGGUUUCAGGGUACCUUGGGGCCAUCUUUUAAUAAAAAGAGGUUGGCCUGUUGGGAAAGUCAACACACAUGCUUGAUUUCCUACUUACCAUUCUCAAGGGAGUCCGAGGUCAUUGUCUGUUUUCAUUAUAAAGAAGUGAAGCAAACUGAUGUAGACUGAGGUGUGUGCAUUACAUACUUAAAAUGUACCUUGUAUUGGAUUUUAGUACUGUUCAUAUUUAAUAUACAUGUUUAUCAUGUGUCUGAAAAGGGUGUUGUUACAAAAGCAGAAGAGGCUAGGUUUGUAUUUUGUUACUUGUCUGCUCAUAUGUACAUUGAAAGAACAAGUGGACACUGUAUGGCAUUGACACAUAGUGCAGCACCAGCACAAGAGGUGGAGGACAAACUCUCCUCUCGUGCAAAAAAACGUGUGUUUCAAACCUCAGCGGAAGCCAAUGUGAAGCUUCAGCAGUCUCGAGUUUAACUGGGCAUCAUCUGACAGUACAGGAGCGAAAAAAUUCCCCUCUGUGCGUUUUCUCCAGACAUUGUUUUUUGGGCUGAGAACUGUUUGGAUUAACAACUCUUAUUAUGUCUAACUCAGACUGAUAAGGCAGCCAAACCUUACAUUACAGCGCAUGUUUGUACACAGCAAGCACAAUAGAUUUCCAUUUUACUGUGUGGGAAUUGUUUUCAGGCAGACUUCCGGAUAUAGAGUCACCAGCCAGUGGGAAAAGGUAGACAUUUUAUUUAAAACGUUUCUUUCUCUCUGGUUCAUUCUAAUGACACUUUUAAUUAGUUUUUUCAACCUGAUAGUCAACAUAUAUCAGGUAGUGUGAAUGUGUGCAAAAUGGGGCUUUCUAUUAUUGUUAGGCACCUAUUAAACACUCUUAAUCUGUUGCGCACAGCCAAAUAUAGCUAAUUAUAUUAAUUGUGCUGUACUUAAUUGCCCCCAAAGCUGCUGUUAAAGUCAUCAGAUAUCUCUUCAUUAUGAAUAGAAAAGUGGACUGUAAAAUGUCCUACUUGUUAUUACAGUUUCCGUGUUGGGAGUUUGACCCAUCGGGCAUCUCCCAGGGUCAAACAACUCAGAGUGUCUCCAGAGGGAGUGAAGUACAGCCACUUAAAUAGUAGCUUAUUACGAAUCUGCAUAUGUAUGUAUUUGUGUAUAAAAGCUUUUCAGUGAUUUCAAAUUAAAAAGAUACAUUUAAUUUAA
Hippoglossus stenolepis (Pacific halibut) is the source of this 3420-nucleotide messenger RNA. RefSeq names its product ess-2 splicing factor homolog (gene ess2). NCBI's taxonomy places the organism in Eukaryota, Metazoa, Chordata, Actinopteri, Pleuronectiformes, Pleuronectidae. The transcript is spliced from 10 exons. Bases 262 to 1683 code for a protein of 473 amino acids. Gene Ontology annotation, cellular component: catalytic step 2 spliceosome. The record is from RefSeq and is a predicted model, not a curated record.